UGGUGACUGAAUAUAGUAAAAUAAAAAGGAACCGAAUAUGACUACUGGACCAAGCGACAGGUAUUUUUCCAUGUAGUAAAAUCUAACAUAAAAACAGCUGUGCUACGUAAAUAAAAUAUAUUUUUUAUAUAAAAAGUGCGUACUUCAUACUAUUUUUUCUUUUUUUCUUUUUUUUUCUUCAAACCAGGUCUAAAAGCCCGAAGACGAAAACGAAUAAAGCAUUCUUGGUACUCCAUUACGAAAAGUUGUAAAGAAUUAAAAAACCAAAAUAUAUAUCAGUGGGAUAGACACGAUCAGGCUAUUUUUAAACAAGAAAAACUGAGAAAACCAUAAAAAUAGGUUUUUUUUUCACAAAUUCAGAACUCCGCCAAUGUAUGUACAAGUUGUAACACAGGCCUUCCGAGAAAUAUUAGUAAAAAACAUUCAGAUUACGUGGUCAAAGGAUGGACGCUGUCGGAUAAACGCUUAGACGUUUAUCCCUGUUUUUAUGCAUUUUUCAUCUAUUUCAACGCAAAAUAACGCCAUAGUAUGAAUAAACGAUUUGUAGAACAAUACAGUCAACUGUGAAAAUACGUUCGAAAACUUACGAUCGGAUCACUUGUUGAGCAAGUAUGCAUUAUGACAAGUGAUACACAAAAAAUGCAAUACGCAUUUGUGCGAAAACUUUCGCAUUUGUGCGAAAACUUAUCAGAAUAGUACGAUUAGAGUUCGAAGAUUAUUUCAUUACUUUUAAACCUAGAAGCGAUAUACUGAAAAACGGGAUUCUCGCUUAUAAGUCUUGUUAAAAAACAGGAAAUACUGAUUGUGGGUAUCAUAAAUGCGGAUUCUCCGAACUCUAUAGUUGGCAACGGGCUAAUCUUUCUGAACCUGACUUUGUCUUGCAUGAUGGACCGCCCUAUGCCAAUGGGAAUCUACACAUGGGUCAUGCCAUAAAUAAAAUACUCAAAGAUAUAACAAUUAGGAGCAAGAUUAUUCGUGGACAGAGAGUGCAUUUUAGACCAGGUUGGGACUGUCAUGGCCUUCCCAUUGAAAUGAAGGCUUUGAUUUCAUUGAAAGAAAGUGCAAUGAAUUUGACGUCUGUUGAAAUUCGGCAAAAGGCUCAAAAAUAUGCAAACGAAGCUAUUUCACAGCAACGGGAUGUAUUUAUGUCAUGGGGUAUUAUGGCAGAUUGGAAAGAAUCUGGUUGUUACUUUACACACCAUACGUCGUAUGUUAUAAAUCAGUUACGCCAAUUCAUAACCUUGUACGAAAAAGGCCUUGUAAACAGGGAUUUUAAACCAGUUUAUUGGUCACCGUCAUCAAGAACAGCCCUGGCAGAAUCUGAGUUAGAAUACAAUGAGCAACAUGUAAGUAAAAGUGCUACCAUCAGGCUGCUUUUGGAUGUUCUACCUCCAGCUUUGGAAUCAUUGAAAGGUCACCCAGUCUAUGCCCUUAUAUGGACAACCACUCCUUGGACAUUGGUGGCCAAUGAAGCCAUUGCAUUUGCCGAAGAUGUCAAGUAUUGUGUUGCAGAGGAUAGUGAGAUGAAUUUUUAUAUUGUUGCCGAAAAUUUACUGCAUAAAAUUCAAGAAAAAAUCGGAAUUCUAAAGCCAUCAAUAACGAUAACAGGAACUGAGCUUCGUGGAGGAAGAUAUCUACAACCAAUAACAGGUUUAAGUUCACCAUUUGUACCAGGAAGUCACGUUACAACCGCAAAGGGAACGGGCUUAGUUCACAUAGCCCCAGGGCAUGGAAUGGACGAUUUUCUUAUUGGUUUAGCAAACAAAUUACCCGUGUUAUCGCUUGUGGACGAAAAUGGUUGCUAUACCGCCGAUGCAGGUCCUGACCUUGUUGGCCUAAAUGUCUUAAAUGAAGGCGGCAAAGCCAUCUUGAAUAAAAUACAAAGUAACGUGGUCCACACUGAAAACUAUCAACAUAGCUAUCCAUAUGACUGGCGUACUAAAGAGCCAGUUAUUGUAAAAGCUAGCAAACAAUGGUUUAUUAAUACCAGUGCUCUUAAACAGCAGGCACUAGAUUCUCUGCAAAAUGUAUCGGUGUACCCAGUAUGUAAUAGUGCAUCUUCUACCAAUAGUUUGACACAACAAGUGAAGAUGAGACCUUAUUGGUGUAUCUCGCGUCAGAGGGUAUGGGGAACACCAAUACCAGUUUUAUAUUACAGAGAUACUGGCGAUAUAAUUACAAAUAGAGAUUGGAACGAAAGAUUGUGUCACUUGAUGCAAAAAUAUGGUCUUGAUUGCUGGUGGGAAUUACCUAUUGAAAAAUUAGCUGGUAAAAAACUCUUACGGGAACUUGAAGUUGAUGCUUCUGAGUUGGAGAGAGGCCAGGAUAUUUUAGAUAUUUGGUUUGACAGUGGCAUAUCUUGGUCCACAGUAUUACCUGAUGGAAAAGCUGACCUGUACCUAGAGGGAAUCGAUCAAUUUACUGGCUGGUUUCAAUCGUCCUUACUGACAUCCAUAGCGCUUCAAGGUGCUGCUCCCUACAAGUCUUUAUUUGCACAUGGAUUUGCAGUAGAUGACAAAGGUCAUAAAAUGUCGAAAUCACUGGGGAAUGUGAUUGAUCCUGAAGAAGUUACUCGGGGUGGUGAAGAUCUAAAGAAAAAGCCAGCUUAUGGUGUAGAUACUUUACGCUGGUGGGUAGCAAGCCAUGGCACUCAACAUACGCUAGUUCCUGUUACGGAGAAGUUGUUGAAGGGAAGCGCAGAGUCCGUUCAAAAACUCAGAUUGAUAUUUCGUUUUCUCUUAGGUGCUCUGCAUCCAUAUCCUUGUGAUACUCCUAUAGAACCGGAAUACCAUUAUCUUGAUAAAUAUUUGUUACAUCAACUUUAUCAUUACGAUAAACGGAUUGAAACAUUAUAUAGUAAUUACGAAUACCACAAUGCCUGCAGAGUUAUUAUACAUUUUGUGGCAAAUACAGUAUCAGCAUUAUACUGUCAUUUAAUUAAAGACAGGUUGUAUUGCAAUAGCAUAAAUUCAUCUCAUCGAGCUGGCGCUGUGGAUGUUAUCAGCGAAAUACUGGCUGUUUUAACAAGAUCGUUAGCCCCAAUACUUCCGCAUUUAGCAGAAGAGGUCUGGUUACACCAUCCUGAUAAUCUCGCCUCUGUGCCCCUAUUUCAUAGUGCGCACAAUUUACCAAAAGACUGGGACCAACCGAGCAUAGCUAAGGUGAUAGAAAAUGCGUUAGACAUAAAAGCUGCAAUUACUAAACUUGCAACAAUCAACACCUGGGAAUUGGCAGCUACGAUUACGCUGAAUCCAGCACAGUAUUCCAUAGUCACGGCUUUGCAGAAAGAUGAAAGUUCUACGACAUCUCAACUGUGUGAGUUAUUCCAACUUUCUGCAAUUACCUUAAUAGCAAAAGAUGGUAUCGAAGAUGCAGUAAUAGAUUUAAAACCAAUCGAAAAAUCACUGUGCGCACGCUGUUAUCGGUAUCCAGAACCACAACCAGGCAAACUUUGUGCUCGUUGCGAUGAUAUUAUAAGUCACCUUUCAACAUAACUAAAAUAAAUUACAUCAAAUGUUUAUAAUUUUUGUAUAUAAAUAUACAGCAUAUGAAAAAAUAGUCGACUUAUUGUGAAAAGGCUUUGCUGUUUCUACAGAACAAUAAUUACAUUCAAUAUCCUUUUCACAACGAGUUGGCUAAUUCUAGUCAUUGUAAGAAAUUUAAUAAAUACUCGCUUCUUUUAACAUUUGUUUUAUUUAGGGACAGUAUUACAAGAAACAUUUACAUGCAGCUGGACAAAUCGUGAUUUAAGCGAAUUUAAACAUGAUCGAUGAUAAUUUUUAUACUUCAAAGAAGAAUAGUUAUUACGUACACACAUUGCGUGAGAUUUAUGUAACAAUUCUAACAACGUAUCAAUUAUUUAUUAGCAUCUGCCUCACCACAAUAUCCAUAAUAAAUGUUCAAGAUCGUAUUACUGAAAUACAAUUAUGAAUUGCCCUAUUUUUCAAUAUUAUUGAGUAUUUUUGUUCACUAUACAAAAAUAAUUCAAAUAUUGUAUUAUACAAGCCCAAGUUAACACAAAACCAAUCCUAGUUAUGAGUCAUUUAUCAUGUAAAAUUGAAGCUUGGACAACAUUUACAUAUUCGAAAAACUGAUUCAUAAAAAAAUAGAGUCUGAUAUUUUAUGUUUCGAUACUACUUAUGAUGUGAUUCAUCAUUACUAAGCUCUGCUUUAGCUGCUUACUAAAAUAAUUUGGCUCAAAGCGAGGUGGUUUCAAAAUAUAAGAACAAAUUUUUUUUUCGUCCAUACAUGCAGUUCGGGAAAUUUCAGAAUUCUCAAUAAGAAUAUUAACUCAAUUUGCGAUGCAGUUAUGAAUAUCAAAUAUUUUUUGUAUAGGGCUUGAAAUACCUGCGUAAGGUUAGGUUUGCAAACGACAAUUUCAGCUACGUCAAAUAAUUUCAUGCAAGUAAGGAAGAAAUUGCUAAAUAAUUGAAUGCCUAUUUUUCCAACUUAUGUUCACAGGAAUUGCAUUCAUCUUGCGCCUAGUAACUUUGUAAAGCGUACAUAUAUUUCUGAUUUUUCUAUUUUGGCCAGCUACCAACAAUAGAAUACAAGUUUAACUUUAACAAGACCUUAUAUUACUAAAAGCUAACUUAGUCAACAAGCUAUGCAUCCAUAUACAUUCUUUAAUAAUUCUCAACAACAGUGACAAUUCCUAUUUGUUAAAUAAGUAUUGUUUCAUACUGAAAUUUUUAGACGUAAUUCGUGUUCAACUAUUAUUGAGAAAAUGCUACAUUAAAUAUUGAAGAAGCACCAUCGCACACAUAACUGUCUAGUAACUACAAUUUUAACAGUGCUGCACUUUCAUUCAAACAUAAUUAUUCACCAACAACAGGCCAAGAAAUUAUAAUAAGUUCAACAUAAAAUAUGCACUUUGCUAAAAAAAUAUGGUUAAAGUAAUGUUAAUUUAACUAAUAAGUAGGGGAAAAAUGCAGCCCGCACUGCAACCGUGACAGAUUUACCUUCAGUUGAGUUAGUGUUAUGAUCUUUGGACCUUGCAAAGAUUACAUACUUAGUAUUAAAUCAAUGUAAUUAUUAAUUGCCAUCGAAAACUGGGAAGCGUCACAGCACAAUUCACCAUGCACUAUGUGAAACGAUAUCUCUGUUUUCUUGAAGAGCUGAACAGAGAGAAACGUUUGUACCGAGAGCUGAUCUACCUCUAGUCAUAUAUUCACUACAAUGUAUCUGUUGUUCUCUGAGCUGUCCUACACUUAGGCAAACUCGUACAGCCGGAUAGGAAGUCGCCAAGACACCGCACAGCGGAUUCUGACAGAUGUAAAUAAUUUUUAUAAUCAAGUACAAUGUCAAAAACAAAAUUUAAAUUGCACGCUUUACGUUUAAAUUGCCUUAUAUCAAAAAAAUUCACCUUUGGAUCACAGAUCUUCAGAAGUCUGACUGCUUUCCCACAUUGCAGUAUAGAAUCCGUUAGUUCUCCUAAGAAGCCAGGUACUGAUUUAUGGUUUAUUAAGAAACCCUUUGUCCAAAACCUAUGUCCCCGUUGCCUCAGGUACUGCGGCUUUACUUUGAUCAUAAAUUCUCCGUAUAUAUCAUCACAGACACCUUCAAAUAACCACUUUUGCAGAAACC
Molecule: messenger RNA, 5586 nt
Organism: Neodiprion fabricii
Lineage: Eukaryota; Metazoa; Arthropoda; Insecta; Hymenoptera; Diprionidae
Gene: IleRS-m
Product: isoleucine--tRNA ligase, mitochondrial
Exons: 16
Coding region: 918-3494 (858 amino acids)
Biological process (GO): isoleucyl-tRNA aminoacylation
Cellular component (GO): cytosol
Molecular function (GO): aminoacyl-tRNA deacylase activity; isoleucine-tRNA ligase activity; ATP binding
Source: RefSeq, a predicted model, not a curated record